CUCUGUUCAGUGUUCAGCUGAAAGCGAAAGUAAACCAGUCCGACAUUUUGUUGUGAAUCUGUUCAACAUUUCAGACGUGAAAUGGCGUUAAUGUGCUGAAACCUGCUGCUGUUUCUGUAACUGAAGUUGGGAGAUUUAUAUCGCGGUUCAGAAGCUGAUCUCAGACCUGCUGCAGUCCAGCACCGUUUCUACUGCUACUACCGCAGUCAUGUCUGACCCCAGUGACGUUCGGAUCACCUUAAUAGGAAAAACUGGUGUUGGAAAAAGUUCUGUGGGAAACACCAUCCUCGGCGAGAACAGAUUCCCUCGAGGUUUUGGCUCUUCAUCAGUUACCAGACGAUGUCAGAUGGAGAGUGCUGUGAUUGGAGACAGGAGUGUGACCGUUGUUGACACUCCAGAUUUUUUCCAUUCUACACAUGAAGAAGAUCUUGUCAGUGAGAUAGACCGUAGUGUGACAUUACCUUCUGCAGGAGUUCAUGUGUUUCUCUAUGUGUUAAAACCCACCACAUUUACACAGCAGGAGGCAGAAACAGUGUCACAGUUUAAACAGACCUAUGGAGAGGAAGUAUUUAGAUACACAAUAGUCCUGUUCACACAUGGAGAUCAGAUUCAACAUGAAGACAUGUGUAUGUUAAUCCCACAGAAUGAGCUCUUGAUGAAUUUAGUGACUCUCUGUAGUGGGAGAUUUACUGUGUUAAACAAUGACGCUCCAACAGACAGAGAUCAGGUUAAUUAUCUACUGGGUAUUAUAGACAGAAUGGUGUCUGAUCAGGAGAACAGCUUCUACACGCUGGAGAUGCUGCAGGAGGCAUCUAGGAGAGCUGAAGAACAGGCAAGAGCAGUGAAAUAUACAGUUAAACGUUGGUUUGUUAAUCAGCUGAAAUAUUUGUGUGUACUCGCAGUUUUCUCUCUAUCUAUGGGAUUUGUGUUCAGCAGAGGUUCUGCAGACAGAUGGAUGUUCGUACAUGGCUGUGGUUUGGGAGGGUCAGCAGCAGCUUUGGGACUGAUUACAGGAAAGCUCUGGGGUCUGAUAUGGAGAAGUCAGUUAAAGAUGUCUUGCUCAUCACCUCAAGAGCGUCCUAAAGUUUUCCACCAGUGCUUGAAAAAAGGUUUUGGUGUCUUCUGUGGUGGUUUAUUUGGGUCAUCUGUAGGCUUCGCUGGUUCAGACCAGACACCAGUGAUACUGUUAGCAGCGCUAGCUGGAGCUGUUGGAGCUUAUACUGCAAUGCACAGUGGACUGUAAACAUUAUACUGAAUAUGAACCUACACUAGCAGUAUAAAGGUGAGACGUGUUGUGACUGUGAGAUCUGUGAGGUUCAGUCACUAAUCACUAUAAAACAUCUACAGAAAUCUACUGAACACUUUCACAUCAUCUGUAUAGAAUUGUUCUAGACACACAAAAGCACUCUGUAUCCCUCUCCCUGAUUAUAUUAGUGAUAAUUAUACGUAACUGUGGUGAUGUACUUGUUUUAUGUCAGUAAUAUGAUGUGUUUGAUGCAGUUGUCACUCUUCUGUUUGUUAUAUUGUCAUCACCUCAUGGACAAGCUGGUGAGGGUUCAGUAGGAAGAAAAAUAUCCAUGACAACAUCCACAGCCUAGAAGAGCUGGUGUGAACAUUCAUAAAGAUCAAUAUCAAUAAAUUCAGCUGUUAUUUUUC
Tachysurus vachellii is the source of this 1656-nucleotide messenger RNA. Its product is annotated as GTPase IMAP family member 9-like. The transcript has 3 exons. Gene Ontology annotation, molecular function: GTP binding. Bases 209 to 1243 code for a protein of 344 amino acids. NCBI's taxonomy places the organism in Eukaryota, Metazoa, Chordata, Actinopteri, Siluriformes, Bagridae. The record is from RefSeq and is a predicted model, not a curated record.